AUGGCGAGCAACUCGCAAGAAGCAGACAAAAAUAGAAAUAAAAGCAAAAAGAUGGAGAAUGAAGCUUCAGAAAAUCCUCCGUUGUCUGACAAAACAGAUUUGGCUCCUUCUGAGGACUCGCAGUCCCUUUUCAAGACUGAACCACUGGAAAAGGUUUUAAAUGAGAUCAGCAAAGAAAUUAAUAACUUGCUGUCAAAAUAUGCUGACACUAUAAGUGCAAGAAUAGCGUUGGAUUCUUCUUAUGUCCAGGAACUUGAUGAGAUCCUAAAAGAAGCCAGGGCCAUAGAAAAGCAUUUGAAGCAGAAAAGAGAGAAGCUGAAACAGAGAUUCGCUGUCAUCGCCAAUAGUCUGCAAAGCUAAAUGGAGUUUGUUAUGAAAACGUAGAG
Zonotrichia leucophrys gambelii is the source of this 386-nucleotide messenger RNA. RefSeq names its product testis expressed 12 (gene TEX12). The transcript is spliced from 4 exons. Lineage: Eukaryota; Metazoa; Chordata; Aves; Passeriformes; Passerellidae. The coding region runs from base 1 to 360 and encodes 119 amino acids. The record is from RefSeq and is a predicted model, not a curated record.